UUCUGCCUUGCGAAUCAGCUCAGUCAGUAGAAGAGUAAGAACUGGAAGCACGUAACGUACUAUCGCUCGCCAUGAUUGCUUGUGACUUGUUAGCAGCCAGUUCACUCAGCGAUGGCUGUUGUUGACCUGAUCAACUUUGGAGGGCUCUUCUGGCACAUGGUCAACCCUAGAUAGAUCGAGCCAUUACUGAAUGGUUGUAACGUCUGGGAUAUCUUUCAAAACCAUCUAGCUGGGUUGCGACUGAGCUGAAUACCGAGUAAGCCCCACAUUAGGACUGUUUUCGCCAUGGCCUUGCGACAUUUAGGCCGUAUGGCGAUGAAGAAGUGCUGGGCACCACGCCUCUUGGCUUCCAGUCAACGAGCCUUUCAUCCUUCGUUGGCCAGAUUCGACCAGGAAGUGUCCGUGACCUUCGAACUGUCCGAUGGACGGAAGCAGACCACCCAGGCCAAGAUUGGACAGAACUUGUUGGACAUUGUGGUCGACAACGAGAUUGACAUCGACGGGUUUGGAGCGUGUGAAGGCACUUUAGCUUGCUCCACCUGCCAUCUGAUAUUCAAACAGGCGGACUUCGAUCGCAUCCAGGAUGAGGUCACCGAUGAAGAGCUGGACAUGCUGGAUUUGGCUUACGAUCUGACGGACACGUCGCGCUUGGGAUGCCAAGUUUGCAUGACUAAAGAGUUAGAUGGGAUUAGUGUGAAAGUGCCGGAGAGUAUCAACGAUCAACGAUGACAUUACUCCAUGGCCUUUUAACCGAUAUGUUGGCUAUGAAACAUGUACUAUGCUCUGGAAAUAUAGAACUUCGUGAUGAACUAGUUUUUGCCCAUUGGGCGUGAUCGCUCGACUGACGAUUGUUUGACUCUCCUCCGUCUUCCAGAA
Messenger RNA from Tigriopus californicus, 876 nucleotides. RefSeq names its product adrenodoxin-like (gene Fdx2). Gene Ontology annotation, molecular function: 2 iron, 2 sulfur cluster binding. The record is from RefSeq and is a predicted model, not a curated record. Gene Ontology annotation, cellular component: mitochondrion. NCBI's taxonomy places the organism in Eukaryota, Metazoa, Arthropoda, Copepoda, Harpacticoida, Harpacticidae. The transcript has a single exon. Gene Ontology annotation, biological process: positive regulation of oxidoreductase activity; P450-containing electron transport chain. Bases 286 to 729 code for a protein of 147 amino acids.